AAGUCAAAAUGCCUCUCCUGAUGGACACCCCUCCCGGGACUCACUGGCAGCAGAGUAAAGAGUGGAAUGAAGCUCGACUGAGAAUAGUAAAAACUCUUGAAGACUUUGAUCUGGGCCCAACUGAAAAGUGUGUGAGAGUCAACUCGGUGUCCAGUGGUCUGGCCGAAGAGGAUCUGGAGACCCUCCUGCAGUCCCGGGUCCUUCCCUCAAGCCUGAUGCUGCCCAAGGUGGAAGGUCCUGAAGAAAUCCAGUGGGCCGUGUGUAAAGAAGCACUGAAGACCGGGCCUCAAGUGGGUCUUUUCCUAGACGCAGUCGUUUUUGGAGGAGAAGACUUUCGGGCCAGCAUAGGUGCAACAAGUAGUAAAGAUACCCAAGAUAUUCUGUACGCCCGACAGAAGAUUAUCGUUACAGCGAAGGCCUUUGGUCUGCAGGCCAUAGAUCUGGUAUACAUUGACUUUCGAGAUGGAGAGGGGCUCCUCAGGCAGUCAAGGGAAGGAGCUGCAAUGGGAUUUACUGGUAAGCAGGUGAUACACCCUAACCAAAUUGCGGUGGUACAGGAACAGUUUUCUCCUUCCCCUGAAAAAAUUAAGUGGGCUGAAGAACUGAUCGCUGCCUUUAAAGAACAUCAACAAUUAGGAAAGGGAGCCUUUACUUUCCAAGGGAGUAUGAUCGACAUGCCAUUACUGAAGCAAGCCCAGAACAUUGUUACGCUUGCCACAUCCAUCAAGGAAAAAUGAUCUGUUAAAUGAAGCUCUCAUCAGGUGGGCUGAACAUAUACAGUGGGUUUCUAAAAGACAAACCAUAAUAUUCAAGGCAACUUGUUAGUAUGCCAGAUUGGAACCUUUCUCCCAUUUACAGUUCAUGUUAAUCACAAUUUUUGUGUGUGUGUUAUCUCACUGGCCAGUUAUCCCUCUAAAAAUGAACUUCCUCCUUUUGGAUUCCAAGCUUAUGACUUUAUUGCUCAUUAAUGUGUUACAAAUAUGCACUUAUGAUUUCACAGGGAGAAAAAACAGUGGAGAGAGAUGGGCUGGGGGCAUGUUAGGUCUUUAAUGAAACAGAUCUUUCUCAAAUAUGUGCGCUCCUUUCACAUUUCUCACAUUAGAUGUUUCCCACAUUGUUCAUUACUCAACACUGUAAAUAAUUUUAAGGCCAGUCUUUGAAACUAGUGGUUAAAUGACGGGGUUCUGUUUAUUUCAGUAUAAAUCUGAUAAAACGAGAGAUGGCAUAGAAAAGUUAAGUAUCAGAUAGCUUCUGAAAAUAAAUCUUCAAAACCUAUUGCUCUUAACCACCUUCCAAAAUGAAACCUCCACCCAUUUGAACCAGGAGGUGAGAACUAUGAAAGCCCUCAUCCUGGGUGAAUGCUUUGGGUGAACAGUCACCAGCAAUUAAAAAAAAAAAAAAUGCGCAGAGACACAAGACCAUCCAUUCUCUCCCUUAAUUUCCCCAUUUAACUGUUUUGCCAUUGAGGCCACUUCCCCCUGUAAAUGUAUGGCCGGGACAGGGCCCCCUCAGCAAUAAACUUGUAGCCUCUAAGAGGACACAAUGCGGCAGAGCUGGUGCAUAUGGUCCCCUGCGAGAUUUGCAUCACAUUAGAGAUGCUGCUGCAGGUCGUAUGGGCGGUGUGGUUAACGGGCUUAGUAAAGCUGUUUUGAAGAGGUUAACCCAGCUUGUAGUAAGGGUAAAUAAACAUAACCACCAGCCAUUCUUCCCUAUUCAGCGUGUGCUCUUAUACCGAAGGCUAAAGGGUAUUGAAGCUGGAAAGGAUCAACUUGUGUUUGCCAGAGGACGCCAAUGAAAUUUGAAACACCAACAAUCAGAGAUUUUGUUUCUGCUCCUCAUUAAAUCAUGAGCUUUUGUGUUGA
Messenger RNA from Lontra canadensis (Northern American river otter), 1862 nucleotides. RefSeq names its product citramalyl-CoA lyase, mitochondrial. The transcript has 6 exons. Gene Ontology annotation, molecular function: (S)-citramalyl-CoA lyase activity. Lineage: Eukaryota; Metazoa; Chordata; Mammalia; Carnivora; Mustelidae. The record is from RefSeq and is a predicted model, not a curated record. The coding region runs from base 9 to 737 and encodes 242 amino acids. Gene Ontology annotation, biological process: regulation of cobalamin catabolic process.